Molecule: messenger RNA, 2149 nt
Organism: Drosophila santomea
Lineage: Eukaryota; Metazoa; Arthropoda; Insecta; Diptera; Drosophilidae
Product: proton-coupled amino acid transporter-like protein CG1139
Exons: 7
Coding region: 350-1738 (462 amino acids)
Biological process (GO): amino acid transmembrane transport
Cellular component (GO): vacuolar membrane
Molecular function (GO): amino acid transmembrane transporter activity
Source: RefSeq, a predicted model, not a curated record
GGCCAACACGAUCACAUCGCAGAUCUAACCACACCGACCAUAUCCACUCUACACCAUAGCAUAGGCAUAUCUGAAUAGUAGUAUCUGAGUGUAAAGUGUAUAGUGUACAGUAUAUAUAGUCUGUAGUCUGGUACAACAAGUGCGCGGUGGUACGAGAUCGGCGUUGAUUUAGAUUUAUGUUUUGAUUUUUCGUCGCUCCUGUCAACGAGUGUUUCGGCUAAUUGCCAGUUGUUUAAAAGGUUUAUCAGCAUUCAUAUUCGAUUAUUCAACGUUUUUAACCGGCUGCAGUUUGGAUAUUACACCAAUAGAAUCCCAGUUAUUUUUGCGUUUGUGUUUUACUAGCAUCGUCAUGACUAAGAAUGGACAAAGCAAUGCGGCCUACGUCGGCGAUCAUCCGGACAAAUUGGAACUGGCGGAGAAGGGUCAGAAGAACAAGGCUUUAGUGGCCAAGGAUCCCGACUACAAUCCGUACCAUCAUCGCGAUGUAGAGCAUCCCACUACGAACUCGGAGACCCUGUUCCAUUUGCUAAAGGGCUCGCUGGGCACAGGAAUUCUGGCCAUGCCGAAUGCCUUUCGCAACUCCGGCUACAUCACUGGAUCCAUUGGUACGAUUGUCAUUGGUUUCAUUUGCACCUUCUGCAUUCACCAGCUGGUCAAAGCGCAGUAUGAAUUGUGCCGCAGGAAGAAGAUGCCCAGCAUGAAUUAUCCACUGGUGGCGGAGACGGCAAUGGGCGAGGGCCCGAAAUGCUUCCGGAUUUUCGCACCAUACAUUGGCACAGUGGUUAACACUUUCCUGCUAAUCUAUCAACUGGGCACCUGUUGCGUUUACGUGGUCUUCGUGGCCUCCAACAUAAAGGCCAUUGUGGAUGCAGUGGCCGACACGAACAUCGAUGUGCGUCUCUGCAUGAUCAUUAUUCUGCUGCCGCUGAUCCUCAUCAACUGGGUGCGCAAUCUGAAGUAUCUGGCUCCGUUCUCCACGCUGGCCAACGCCAUUACGAUGGUAUCCUUUGGCAUCAUCUGCUACUACAUCUUUCGGGAACCAGUCACCACCGAGGGCAAGGAUGCCUUUGGCAAGCCCUCGAAUUUCCCGCUCUUCUUCGGCACUGUGUUGUUUGCCCUGGAAGCCAUCGGUGUCAUCCUGCCCUUGGAGAAUGAGAUGCGGACCCCGCAGAAGUUCGGUGGCAGCUGUGGAGUGCUCAACGUAUCCAUGGUGCUCAUUGUGUUCCUCUACGUGGGCAUGGGUCUCUUUGGCUAUCUCAACUAUGGAUCUGCGGUGCUGGGUUCCAUUACUCUAAACAUGCCGGAGCACGAAGUGCUUUCCAUGUGCGUGAAGGGCAUGCUGGCCUUUGCCAUUUACAUUACCCAUGGACUGGCCUGCUAUGUGGCCAUCGAUAUUACCUGGAAUGAUUAUGUGGCCAAGCGCCUGGGCUCCCAACGUAAUGCCCUGUUUUGGGAAUACGCCGUGCGAACUGGUCUCGUUCUAAUCACCUUCCUCCUGGCAGUGGCCAUUCCCAACCUGGAGCUGUUCAUCUCCCUGUUUGGAGCUCUGUGCCUCUCCGCCUUGGGUCUGGCUUUUCCGGCUCUCAUCCAGAUCUGCACACAUUGGUACAAUACUAAGGGCUUCUCAAAGGUGUGGCUGGUGUCAAGCAACUUUGUGCUAAUCAUUGUGGGCAUCCUGGGCUUGGUAAUCGGCACGUAUACCUCACUCAAGGAGAUCGUACUGACCUUUUCCGAGUAGAUAAUAUAUUUGUGAACCUAAAUCCGCCAGCGGGCAUUCCAAUUCAAGCGAAAGUAUUAUGAGCAAUCGAAAGAUAUUGAAAUCUGUAAACAUUCGCAGCGCAGCACAAAUGACAAGAUGCAGAUACAACUAUGGAUAUACAUAGUUACAGUUGAGCUAUCCGCUGUACAUGUGUAAAGUUAUACUCUGAACUAAUUGUUGUGUAUUUGUAUAGGAUUUAACAGAUUUGUGAUAUUUUAAGCGUCAUGCCCAAGAAUCUGUACAACAAACGUGUGUAUAUCAUAUAUCUCUUUAUGUAGUAGAUAACAUCUUGAUAAGUAGUUUAGUGCACAGUCACAUAUUUUUUAAGUCAUAUUUAAAGUACGAUAGCAGAUAACCACAAUAAUAAAAAUAUUUUGCCAUAUUAAGAUA